Ooceraea biroi (clonal raider ant) is the source of this 3082-nucleotide messenger RNA. RefSeq lists its product as uncharacterized. Lineage: Eukaryota; Metazoa; Arthropoda; Insecta; Hymenoptera; Formicidae. Gene Ontology annotation, cellular component: plasma membrane. The record is from RefSeq and is a predicted model, not a curated record. Gene Ontology annotation, molecular function: odorant binding; olfactory receptor activity. Gene Ontology annotation, biological process: detection of chemical stimulus involved in sensory perception of smell; sensory perception of smell.
UUUAUCUUCUGCUUUGCAAACACGUAAGACAUAUAAUAUGUUAUAUCCAUCGUAUUUCGUCGUAUCAUUCUUUUUGAUGACGUUUCUAGCGAUUUAUUUUCUUAUUGAAGAUUAUUGAAGAUAAUUAUGUACUUUUUAUCGGAGAAAAAAUCUGUAAAAUAUAUGUGAGAAAAUAAUUGCACUUAUUUACGUAUGUUACUUGUAAGACGUAUGUCUCUGUAAUAUCCGUAAUAUUCUUCUAGUGUCUUCAUGUCCGUUACAUCGCACUUCUUUUAAAGUAUUUAAAUGUUUCCAUUUUCACGUUUUUCUCACAAGAGUAUUAAAACUGCAACUACAUGACAGUAUCUCCGAAAAAAUUAUGAAAUGAACUCGAGCGUAUCGUAAAGUUCAAGAGUAUAGCAAGUUUAACGAGUAUGUCAUACAUUGUAACGCAAUAUACCGCCCUUCUUAUUAACGUAGGCAUUAGGAGGAAUAAAAAUGCUUUUUAUAACUUAGUCUUAUGUUCGCAAACUUUCAUCACGGAACGGACAGCUGUUAUCAACUAGCAUUUGUAAUAUUUAAUGCACUCUUCGCCGAAGCUACGAGGUUGUUGCACUCACAUCGCGAGCAUGCGUGAUGGUCAUCUUACGUGAAAGACUGAUGAAAACGUAACUAGUGAGGUGAGCUUAUUUGCUUGUUAGUGGUUGAUAUGAACAUUUCAAAGCAUUCAGGUUACAAAGAUUUUGAGUGGGCGGUUGAAUUAAAUCGCUUUGGUUUGAAAUUGACCGGUUUAUGGCCUAAAACCGACGAAACAGUUAAGACUAAUUUUGUGUCCGAUCUUCGUGUGGCCACUGUUUUCAUCAUAAUUUUCCUUUCUAUUAUUUCUUUUUUAUGUGCUCUUGUGCGAAUAUGGGGUGAUGCGUCACUUAUGAUAGACAAUCUCCAACUUACAUUACCUGUAUUAAUAGUCUUGCUAAAACUUGGUAUUAUGCGCUGGAAACAAACAGCUGUCUCACUCCUCAUCAAGAUGAUAGAAGAAGAUUGGUUGCGAGUAAAAAAAGAAGCUGAAAGAGAGGUGAUGAUCAGACGAGCACGGACUGUUCGACUGAUCAUAAUUUGUGGAUAUUUUUUGAUGUUAUUCGCAUUUUUCGUGAUUAUUAUUUUACCUUCUUUCGGUCUGCACUUCAGGCGCCUAACGAAUCUAACAGAUCGCAACAGAUUGUUACCUUUGCAAACCUAUUAUUUCUAUGAUACAGAUAAAAGCCCAUACUUUGAGCUUACACUUGUCGCUCAAGCCUUAACAAUAUCUCUGGGUGGGAUAACUUACACAUCGGUGGAUGCUUUUCUUGGACUUACGAUUUUUCACAUUAGCGGCCAAUUAGAGAACUUCCGAUAUCAGUUACCUAACUUGAUCUCAUGUGAUGAUUUCUAUAGUGCUCUGCGUACCAACGUGGAGACCCAUCUACGACUGAUAAGAUUUAUCAAUAAUGUUGAGGAUACUUUUUCUAUAUUGAUGUUAGGGCUGAUACUCUUCUUUGGUAUUGUAUUUUCUCUAUUUGGGUUCCUUAUGGUUACAUUAGUUACUGGUGGCGAGAUGAUUAAUAUAUCUGUUGCACGAAUAGGCUUCAUGUUAUUUGGCAUCGUUACUCUAUUAACUCAUACGCUUCUCUAUUGUGCAGCUGGAGAAAUGAUAGCAGAACAAUUUCCCUACGUUCGAAUUUUGUUAGAUUUUGUGUGGGCGAUUCAACUAAACCGUUUCGGUUUGGAACUGAUCGGUUUAUGGCCCGGAAACGAUGAAGUCGCUGAAGUUAAGCUUGCUUCCGAUCUUCGCGUGGGCAUCAUUUUCGUCAUAGUAACAUUGAUCUCUGGUAUCCCUCUCGUAUGCUCUCUUGUACGCGUUUGGGGUGACAUGAUACUUAUGAUAGACAAUCUUCAAAUCACCUUGCCUUUGUUAAUAGUCUCGUUAAAACUCGUUGUCAUGCGGCGGAAACGGAUGGCUCUGCUCUCCCUCGUGAAAAUGAUGGCAGAAGAUUGGAUGGAAUUGAAGACAGCGAAGGAGAAGGAUGUGAUGAUAGGACGAGCACAUUUGGCACGUGCGAUUGUCAUCAGCGGAUAUGUUCUGAUGGUACUAGCGUUCAUCGUGGUCAUCGUUCUUCCGUAUUACGGGUUUUCACUAACAAGGCACUUAACAAACCUGACGGAUCCGGGCAAACCGUUGCCGUUACAAACCUAUUAUUUUUACGACAUCAAUAGGAGUCCACAAUUUGAACUGACCUUUCUCAUUCAAGCUAUCACGAUCUUCCUGGCUGCCGUAGUUUAUACGUCGGUGGACGCUUUCCUUGGACUCACAAUUCUUCAUCUCUGCGGUCAAUUGGAAAAUUUCAAAGGACGUAUAGCCGUUUUAUCUUCGUGUCAGAACUUCAUCCGCGUCCUGAGUAACAACGUGAUGAAUCAUCUACGGCUCAUCAGAUUUGCUAGUAUUAUCGAAGAUACAUUUACUUUAAUGAUGCUGGGUUUAGUAUUUUAUUUUGGUAUUGUAUUUUGUCUACAUGGAUUUUUAUUAUUUACUGUGAUUACAGGCGACUUUUCUUUCGCACAAUUAUGUUUUCCGAUAAUUGGUAUUACUAUUUUGUUCACACAUACUUUUCUUUAUUGUGGUGCCGGCGAAAUUGUAACAAAUCAAUGUGAAGGAAUAUAUCGUGCGAUGUGCGAUCUUGAAUGGUACAAAUUGGAAUCGAGAAAAGCAAAGUCUCUUAUUCCAUUAAUGAUACGAGCGAAACAACCUUUUCGCAUCACUGCAGGAAAGAUAUUUCCGCUUACAAUGACUACGUUCUGUAGCUUACUAAAAACAUCGGCAGGCUACAUAUCAUUUCUGUUGGCACAACGAGAAUAAAACUCGAAUUACUAAAUUAUUUAUUAUUUACAUGAGAGGAGUAGUUGUAAUAUAUUUCCAGUUAGAUAAUUACAUACAAAGAAUGCAACAAGAAUAUUAUUUAGUAUCAUAACUGUUUCAGAUAUUUAAUACUAUGCUUGUAUAGUUUUGAAUUAUACUAUUCUUAUAAUUAUAAUAUACUUGCUAGAAUAUAAAGUCUUUUUCAUCACA